Diaporthe batatas is the source of this 1175-nucleotide messenger RNA. RefSeq lists its product as uncharacterized. Gene Ontology annotation, molecular function: aldose reductase (NADPH) activity. The transcript is spliced from 7 exons. The coding region runs from base 183 to 1175 and encodes 330 amino acids. Lineage: Eukaryota; Fungi; Ascomycota; Sordariomycetes; Diaporthales; Diaporthaceae. Gene Ontology annotation, cellular component: cytosol. The record is from RefSeq and is a predicted model, not a curated record.
CGCAUAGUGACGAUGGUUCAUGGCCCACCACGUAGUGAUCUGAGCUGCUAUCAGCUCAAAUGACAUCUGGACGGACAGUAUACUCUCGCAACACCAAACAAUUAUACCACAGGGCAAAUAAACUGAUCGGUCCGCGCCAGAAUUCCAAAAUCGCUGUGAUAAACGCACACAACUGAAACACUAUGGGUUCCACGACGCUGGCUGAGCAUUUCAAGCUCAACAAUGGACUUACCCUUCCCGCCGUGGGGCUAGGCACCUGGCAAUCAAAACCCAAUGAGGUGAAGAAUGCCGUCGAGCUUGCCCUCAAGUCAGGUUACCGCCAUGUUGACGCCGCCGCCGUCUACGACAAUGAGAAGGAAGUGGGCGAGGGUAUCAAGGCGUCCGGUGUCCCCCGCAAAGAUAUCUUUUUGACCAGCAAGCUCUGGAACACCCACCACAAGGGUGAGGAUGUUGAAAGAGCUGUAGACACGAGUCUGGCAGAUCUCCAGACCGACUACCUAGACCUCUAUCUUAUUCACUGGCCCGUGUCAUUCCGCCGUAUCAACGACACUGAGCGCUUUCCCAUCGAUGAGCAGACAUAUGGCGUAGAUGUCAUUGACGUCCCGAUAAUCGAGACAUGGAGAGCGAUGGAGGCCCUGGUCAAGAAAGGGAAGAUCAGAACCAUUGGUGUCUCCAAUUUCUCCAUUGCCAAGAUCAAUGAGAUAUGGGACGCCGCCGAAAUCAAGCCCGCCGUCAACCAGGUCGAGCUUCACCCGUACUUUGCGCAGCCGGAACUGGUCAAGUGGUGUCAAGACAAGGGAAUUGUUGUUGAGGCAUACUCCCCGCUCGGGAACAACAUCUACAACUUGCCUAUGGCCAUCGAGGACCCAGUGAUCAUCCAACUGGCAGAGAAGCUCGGCAAAACACCUGCUCAAAUCGUACUGAGUUGGAUCGUCCAGCGAGGUGUGGUCGUUCUCACAAAAUCUGUGACCCCGUCAAGGAUCAAGUCAAACCUGGAAGUUUCCGAGUUACCCACGGAUGUUUUCGAGAAGGUUAACUCACUCGAUCGUAAUCAUCGGUACAACUUGCCUGCGAGAUUGGGGGUUGACAUCUUCGGUGACGCGAAGCCGGAGGUACUUGAAAAGGCAGUUGCUGAGUUCAAGAAGAAGACUAGGCAAGCGCGUGGACUGGAGUAG